Penicillium waksmanii is the source of this 2058-nucleotide messenger RNA. RefSeq lists its product as uncharacterized. The record is from RefSeq and is a predicted model, not a curated record. NCBI's taxonomy places the organism in Eukaryota, Fungi, Ascomycota, Eurotiomycetes, Eurotiales, Aspergillaceae. The transcript has a single exon. The coding region runs from base 1 to 2058 and encodes 685 amino acids.
AUGCCACGACCGCGGCCAAUCUCCCCGCUCACUUUUGAGACAUGUGCAUAUCCGCCCUUAGACCCCAGUGAUGACGACCUUCUAGCGUCUGACGAUGAUCUGGAUGAAUCUGCCCAGGCGGCAAAGCGGCAAAAAAUCGAAAGAAUCGCGGAAUCAUGCCGAGGAGGAGCUCCGGUCUUUAUUCUCUCCGCUUCCUUGCGGGGUCCGUUCGAACAUAACUGGAAGAACCCAUGGAAGAAAGAAAGGACUCGUGGAGGAAAAGCCACUAUAGCGGGGAAAAUAAAGGCUGGCGGUGAUCUGGAGAAGGCGCCUGUGAUACAAGAAACUGACCCGCGGGAAGCAAAACAUCGCAAGGAUUGGUCUAUUGCGUCACGCAACGGGAUGGAUGUGUCUUCGCCAGUUGAUCGUUCAAGCGUGUUAGCAUUGGACAAAAAUCCAGAUCGGUCUGCUUCAUCGAAUCCGAAGCCUAGCAAUAAGCCUCAGCUUCCACCGAAAUCUACGGGCAGGAAGAGUGCAGUGUCUCGGAGAGAUGCUUCUGUUUCCGUGGAGGACCAAACAUUCACUGCACCAGGGACGGCGGACUGGUUGAGAAAGGGCGGGAAGAGACUAAAUUUUGGAAAGUUUGAACCUCCAAGUUCACCAACCCCAAAGGCCGAUCUACGAAGAGCGAGGUAUAAAUCUAGUUCGGUAUCAAAUGCAAUUGGAAAGCAAGAUACACGGUCACCAACCAGGACUCGAUCACCGACGACACCUAGAGUAUCAGAAAAGCCACCUGUGGAAUGCGCUCCGCCGAUGUCACUUUCGCCUGCUUUAUCGCCGUCGCGGAUCAAGUGUCCAGGCUCGACAAUUGCCAAGCAAGUUGUGCAGAAAGCCUCACCCACUACGAAGAAUCAUGCUGCGCUGUCAUUUCGUGUUGCGUCUUCUACAUCCCAGCUGCCGCGCUUCCAAUAUCAGCGGUUGAAUGCGGAGGACUCUAGCCCUGGUGAGCUGUCGAAUCUGAUAGUUGAAAACCCUGCCGAUAAGGCCCCAUCAGUGCCCACAGCCGACGACCCGGAUGAUGACAUGGCCUCACUAGACGUGCCUCAUGAGCAGGAGAAUGCCAUAGGAACUGCCAGUAUACAAAAAGGUCGACAGGCCGAGCCACCAAAGGAUAUUCAAGUUGCAAACCAAAGAACCGAGUCAAUCGAGGCGGACACAUUUGCCCAGACUUCUGUAGAACAGAACACCUACGAGCAGCUCCCAUCUGCCCAGCAGGUACCAGUUGCCCCUGGAGUUUCCGAUCGUGUUACAUCGUUGCACUCAACAGCCGUGCCCAAAGAAAACAACAGUGCUUCUGGUGGAAGCUAUGAUACGCAGCUAUCGACACAAGCUGCCCUUCGCCACGCUCAAAAGUCUUUCCAAGACGACCUUGAGAGCUCAGAGCCUGAUUAUGAUAUGCCAUCCGAGAAGGAGGAUGAGAAUGGUGAUGAAUCACUCCUAGCGCAUGAGACGCCAUUUCUCAACCCUGCAACUUCCGAUCGAAUCAUGCCUUCGGACUUUUCUCGCUGGGAUAAAGAGAAGGCGCAGGCGAUGAGUACACAGUGCAUGAUUGACGCCGCCACGCCGUUUACAUUUAGCACGGGGAAAAAGCCCAAUCAAUUUCGCGAUCUGUCGCCAGUCGUCGGAACCAGUCCGGGAAUUACUGGGAUGGGCGCAGCUUUCUCUCCAGCGAGGUCCUCGCCAUUUGCCGUGGAUGAAUACCACACCGCGCCAACAAAUGAUGACCAAUACGCUCCUGGCCAACAACAAUCAGGGCUUGCGCUGGGUCAGCAAUCGACCACACAAAACUCUGCCCUGCCAUUUGCGUUAACCGGAUCAACCCCUAACACCGCACAGGAUGGACAAGGCGGGUUUCAAAGGGCCGAGAGUUUCAACCUCAGCCAGGCAAUUGCAGAUGACGGGAGCUGGUUACAGCAGAGCUUUGAUUUUAUGAACGACAUCAACCAUCCUCACCCGAGUACAAAGACAACUUCAUCUACAGCAGAACACCCUACUGCCAUGGAUUUAGAUAUAUCCUAA